Messenger RNA from Vitrella brassicaformis, 2049 nucleotides. The record is from the annotation of a GenBank genome assembly. NCBI's taxonomy places the organism in Eukaryota, Vitrellaceae.
CGCAUUGCAUUGAACUUAUACAGACAUCCAUAUCGUCCACAGACGAACAGAGUCCGCCACUCAACCCUCACCAAUUCUCGUCUUUUCGGCAGGCGCCUUCCCCCAGACACCCACAACCCACUCAGCCGUGAAUGCAUCCACAGAACAUCCAUCCAUCCAUCCAUCUAUCCGUCCAUGCCUCCUCCCCCCUCCCCCUCCCUCCCCCCCCUGCCCCUGCCCCUACCGAGCGGGGCACCCUAGGCCCUCUCUUCCCCACUAUGGCUCACCUGUGUUGUGUGCUCUCCUCUAGUGCGGGAUGAGGUGGGCGAGGCCGUUUUUGGUCAACAGUGGGCGGGCCAAGGACAUCGCGAUGGGAUAUCGGUCAGCCAGCCGCUCCUGGCCCUCGAUCUUCGCCUCGGUCGUGUACAGGUUGAUGUUGCAAUCGAUCAGGUACAGAUGGGCAGCAAUGGCGUCACCUUCCUUCAUGCCCUUGAGGAUGAUGAGUCGCAGCCGCUCAUCCUCCCCCUCCUCCUCGCAGAUGAAGUCGAUGGUUGUGUGCCCGUUGAUGGGCUCGGUCAGCAGUCGCUGAUAGCGCUCAUCGCCAUCGGCCACUGUCGCGUGGAUUGCCCGCUUCUCGUCCACCCCCUCUUGGCUAUACCAGUCCACCAACACCAUCCUCUUCAUGAAGGCCGUGAAUGAGGGGAAGAGGGAGUCACCAACGUCCCCGUACCGGAUGGGUGGGUUGUGGGGGUCGUAUGUGCGGCGGUAGGGGUGCCCGGCAGGGAGGUCAGACAGCGACACCGUCUCGAAGUCCCACGCAUAAUCCCCGCUUCCGAUGAGAUACCGCCGCCCGCCGUCACCUUCGUCGCCAUCGGCAUCAUCCACCUUUGUGAGUGCGAGGCUGGUCCCCUGGUAGUUGAGGAGGUGGCCGAAUGUGCUGUACUGGCGGAGGGCGAGGGGCAUGGUGUGGAAGUCGCCCUUGGUGGGCAGGUGGGCCGCCAUCCACUCGGCCGACAUGACCAGCGGUAGGCCAGUUGACGGCGUCAGGUUGUAGAUGUCAGCCAGCCGGAUGAAGUCGGGCCACUCACACCACACCGCCCCGCCAUGCUCGAGUGCAUAGCAGCAUCGGCACAGAUAACCGAAGUGCGACUGAUGACCACCAUCGCCACAACCAGCAUCUCCACCUAAGGUCGGUGCGUCACUGCUGCUGCUGGUGGGAGGGGCAGGGGUGGGUGCCGCAGCAUCGGUGGUGUCUGCUGCUGUCCGGUCUACGUCGAUGAGGCCCGUCAGCGAGUGGCGGCUGAGGUGCUUGGCGAUGCGGCGCAGCACGAAGGCCUCAUCGACGAGUUGGCUGCCAUGUGCCCUGCUGAUUGGGCGGGCCGAGCCGACGGCCUCAUCGAUGCGCAGGCACGGGUAGAUGACGUCACGGCAGACAUCCGGCGGCAGGCCGUCAGCCGAGUCGUCGGGGGGUUGUUUGGGCGUGGCCAAGCCGAUGGGCGAAUGGUGCCCUUGACGCCAUCCCCGACGUCGCGCAGCGCAUCGGAUGCCGACGAGAGAGCGGCGAAGACGUGCACCCACUUGUUGGCGAGAAAGGGCGUCUGCACCAAACACACACACACAGACAACCAGGGAGAGAGUGAUGGCUGCAGUUCUCUCGUGUGUGUGUGUGUAUGCGUGUGUGUGUGGUUGACCUGUGCCGCGACUGUGGUGUUGAAGAGCUGCUGCACACCGGCAGCCUCUCGUGUGACCUGCAGGCAUCGCACACACACACACACAUGAAAGAGCGCACCAGCAGUGAUGCCAUUGGGCCUCUCAUGCGCCACUUGCCUGAUCCAUGUGUGUGUGCAGCGAUGCGAUGCGCUCCUCCAGACGCACCAAACCCUCACUGGUGGACUGCAGCACACACACAGACAGACAGAUCAGUGAAGGACAUGCUGCGUUGCUUGUCGGUUGCCCACCGGUGUGCCACCAGCACCAGCAGGGGCGCCGCCCUGUGUGCGGGGACAAUUCGGCUCUCCUUCGCCGCUCAUGCUUGACAAUCAGAGCUACUCUCACUCAGAGAGCCAAUGA